Molecule: messenger RNA, 348 nt
Organism: Knipowitschia caucasica
Lineage: Eukaryota; Metazoa; Chordata; Actinopteri; Gobiiformes; Gobiidae
Source: the annotation of a GenBank genome assembly
AUGAUUCAGGCCCCGCUGCAAAGUGAAGGAGAGCGGAGGCUGAGCCCGGUCCACAGAGACCCGGUCCACAGAGACCCGGUCCACAGAGACCCGGUCCACAGAGACCCGGUCCACAGAGACCCGGUCCACAGAGACCCGGUCCACAGAGACCCGGUCCACAGAGACCCGGUCCACAACGACCCGGUCCACAACGACCCGGUCCACAAAGACCAGGCUCAUAAAGACCAGACUAUGGAGGCCGAGAGGAGGCCACGUCUCUGGGGUAAAAGCAGUCUGAGGCCGGGGCGGCAGUGGAGGAGGAGGGGCCAGCACACAUCCUGCUUUAGACCUGCUUUAGACCUGUGCUAG